CCGGAACGUUGAUACUGUCCUGCUCGUUACGCGACCGGGGGCAACUGCUUUCAGUGAGUGGCGCGCGUAAAUACGAUGUUUCGUUGUUUGAUUCGUCCGAAGUAACGGAAUUUGAGGGCCGUUGAGAUCGAACGCCGCCAGAGUGUUGUUGUAUCAAAUAAUCACAAUCUGAAUCUGCGAAACUUACCUGAAGUGUUAGCGCGAAGUAAGCCUGUGUCUUCGAGAGUAUAUCAUGCACUGUUCAUCCAUUGUGUAUCAAGGUGGCUGAAAAAGGCAUCAACUCCAGCGAACGACGAUGCAUUUUUCAACGCACAACAAGAGGGCAGAGGAAAAUUAAUGAAAACUACGGCAGUUAAAUUGAAGCGCAUCCAGCCGAGCCCAGUUCAGACUGAAGUGAUUGAUGAAUAAUUAAAAUAGCGUGAAAACAGUGAUCCCUAGAAGCCUCGCCAGUAGUGUAUCGUGGUGCCAGUGUGGUGUUAUUUAUUCGUCGUGCCUCCGCCGCAGUUGUGAACCUGUGCGAAAACUGCGGCACAGAGUUUAUCCGCUUCAACUGCAGUAACUUCAUCGGUUAGUGAACAUGUGAUUCAGGAGCAGAAGGAUGCAAACUGCAGGCAGGCCCAGGAUCCGAAAAGCCGCUACUGUUGUUUGUCGGUGUAGAUGUCGUGCCAAGAAUGUGAUGCCUGGCGGUGGCGGAAGCCGGACUGCUGAUGAGUUCGUUCGUCCGCAGCUGUGCCAAGGCUAGUUGAGUGAUGUCCUUCGGCGGAAUUAAAGUUGCUUUUACUGAAUAAAUUAUUCGUCUCUGAAGUACUUGUAACAGCGAGUGAAAAAGGAUUCUGUUAAAAAAAUAAAGAAAGGGGAAACGAACUGCUCGUGCCUCCGAGCUAGAUCCAGUGUUUGACGCAUAUAUUGAAAGGCUUCGGGUCGUUAAAAAAGGAUCAGCAUCGACACUGAUUUUUUCUCCUUCCACCACAUCUUCCCGAACAUAUCGGAACGGCAGCUAGUAGUUCAACAGCAACGAUGGAAACACGAAUAGGAUUACUGGGAUUACUUUUCUACUAUUGCGUUGUGAUUACCACCGUACUUAACAUCAUCAGCGGCGAAGUUCAGUCAUACUGGGAACAGCCCUACGCCCAGCCUUACUUCGACAAUAGCACCAAACGGGAGGUGACCGCAACGGUCGGUCAGUCGGCGCUACUUCACUGCAGGGUGCGAAAUCUUGGAGACCGAGCGGUGUCCUGGAUUCGGAAGCGUGACCUGCACAUCCUGACCGUUGGCAUUCUCACCUACACCAACGAUCAACGAUUCCAAUCGCUGCACACCGAAGGCAGUGACGAGUGGACGCUGAGGAUUACCUCACCCCAGCCCCGAGAUUCCGGCACGUACGAGUGUCAAGUGUCAACCGAACCGAAAAUUUCGCAAGCCUUCCGGCUUAACGUUGUAGUUUCCCGAGCGAAGAUCCUCGGCAACUCGGAGCUGUUUAUCAAAAGCGGAAGCGACAUCAACCUCACGUGUGUGGCCCUGCUAUCGCCGGCGCCGCCCUCCUUCAUCUACUGGUACAAGGGUGGCCGCGUGGUUAAUUACUCCCAGCGUGGCGGAAUCAGUGUGCUCACCGAGCGGCAAACCAAGACGAGCAAAUUGGUCAUUGCACGUGCGAUGCCGUCCGACUCCGGCAACUAUACGUGCUCCCCGAGCAGCUCUGAUUCCGCCAGUGUGGUCGUUCACGUCAUAAACGGCGAGCAGCCAGCCGCAAUGCAGCACGGGAACAGCAGCGCCAUCAGUAUUUCAAUCACGGAACGUAGUUUUAGCUUAGGUUAUCUAUCGGCGCCGGGUGGUAAAAAUUUAUUAAUAUCAUUAACGUCGUCGUGGUUUUGUUUGAUACUACAAUCGAUAUGCCUAUACGGCACCUUCAGGUGAUUUAUGCCGUGAAAACUCUCAACAGCUCUGUGUUAUUGUCCCCUGGCUCAGGCCAUUGUUCCGGUUUGCGUAAUAUGUUAUUUCAUUAUUCAAAUUCGGUUUCGGUUUCACAACCCGUUAGCCGGAACACUGAGUUACGCCCGGUAUAAAAGGAUCCUAUAGAUAAAGAAAGGGGGUCAAACCAGUUCCUCUGUGUAAUAUAACGCGUCGCAGCGAAAGCCAUCGCUGGAAGUUUGCGGAUUCAUGCUGUUCACCCCCAUGUAAUGAUGAUGAUGGCCAUGUUGAGUAAUUAGUUUUAAAUCUUAAUAAGGUUUUUACGAGACGUUCCCAUCAACGGACAACCAUCCUUUACCGUUGCAGUGGAUGCUGCACUGUUUGGAUUUUUAUUAGCGAGAACAUAAUGAAAGAUAGAACAAUUUGCGAAAGGAUGCUCGUUUAAUUUCGAAAUGAUACAUAAUGGAACGUGUACACGAGUAGAUCAACCGAUGUCACGUAGGACAUCGAUUACACUGUAGGAUAGCGAAAUUCCAAGAAAAUGACAGCAAUGGUACAUGAUUCAGCUCACAUCCAACAUGCGAUCAUUUGUAAAAAGAUAGGUUAGCUCAUGUAAUCGAUUCGUAACAUAAAUCAUAACAAUCGCGAUAAAUCCCGCAAUGUUUUGUUGUAAAGCUUUUUGUCCCUCCUAGCGAUAAAGGCUGCACCUAGUGUACUGUUGAACUCAUUUCGUCGCGGGAAAUGUAUCGAUGGUGAAAAGACUAGAUAGCCGCACGACUUAACUAUUGGCGAUCUAACGUACAAAUCUACACCUAGGCGGCGCUGCGGUGAAAGUGAUGAUGGUUUUAAAUUUUGCCAUGUGAGCUUAUGGAAGGUUUGUAGUUCUUUCCAUAAAUUACAAUGUCAUAAUCAUAAAAGAUUAUUUGAUUGCGAUUAGUUUGUAAGAAAUUUAAUUCUGCGCAAUUUUAUAUAUAACAUGUUAUUUAUUUACCUCUUUCAGUAGUGAAAACUAUAAAAAUGUUGACAAUGGUUGAAUUAAAGAAGUAAAUUCGAGAGCACAAUCAAACACAAGCAGAAAAAUGUACGAUUCCUGCAUGUGAGAACUACCUUGGAAAGCCCGGAAGUAAAAUAUACUUGAUUUGUUUUUGAGUUUUAGGUUACAUUAGCAUCGUUUUCUUAGUUCAAAAACAAAAUCCAGAUGUUUCACCGAUCGUUUACGUUUUGCGUUAGAUCGCCAAUUGACGAAUUUACGCAAAGCUGAAUCAGCUCAUACGACAUCUACAUUAGAGCUCAGAACCACAAAAGUGAGGGUGUAUGUUUAUUUUACGCACUGAAAAGCAAGAUUCGGUGGAGAUUAUUUAUUUUAUUUCAAUUUAGAUUCAUUUCAGCCAUUGAAUAUCGUCAGUAUAUGGUAAGAAAGUUGGAGUUUUGUAUAUUUACGAUGGGUUCAACACGCGAUUUGACCAAAGUCAUAGAUAAUUUUCGAAAAUUUUAAGUUUGACAAUGCAUACCGGUUAUUGAUACUAUGGAUAAUUGCAAUUAAAUCGAUAUCAUAUCAAAUUGGCUGAUAUCAUUGAUUAUGUAGGGGCCAAUACGAGAAGAAUUUGCAGUAUUUUUAGCACAAAACACCCUAUUCAUCGUUUACUUAGUUGAAAAAAAUUAAAGUUACAAUACUUAUAACAAGCCAUUCCUCGUAAUAUACAUAGCACAUUGUAAAAUGAUGAUUUUCUAACCUUUUCAGUGUGGAAAGAAUACAUGAAAUCGGGAAAUUUGAAGAUAAAUUCUGAUUUUUCUAGAAAAAUUUGAACGAAUUUCAUACCAAAAAAAACAAAACAUCCUCAUUUUACUCGCUGCGCCAUCUGGUUGUAAAUCCAACGUAAAUUCGUCAAUUAGUGAAUUCGUUUUUAAACUGAGUCAGUGCCAAACUGACUCUGUAAUAAAAAAACGUUUUCAGUUUCACGAAUGCGAUGGUUUGUUUUUUUUAUCACUUUUGUUUAUUUUAGGCUCAUUAGCAUUUUAGCUGUAACAGAGCCGAAUUUCAAUCGUGUACAUGUCACAUGUUUAUCAUAUCUAUAAUUAGCACAUUACACAGUUGCCAUGUUUUCGGCGUUAGAGUAUUCCCUUCUAUACCAUUGCAUAUGGUACACAUUUUACACAGUUGCCAUAUAGGCGUAAGAGUUUUCGUUCUGUUCUUCCAUUAUCCAGUUAGACCGGACAGCGGAGACAGUUGAUUGAUCAUUGUUGAGUUAUUUAUAGAACAGCAGCCCGAUGUUUCUUGCAGAGCAGAGCAGUUGUAUGGAUGAAUCGAUCUUAUUUCGACCGUGGAUCGAUCUCCAUCGCUGAUGAUUGUUGCGUGGACGUAAUUAUUCUGUAACAACACAAAGAUGGUCAAUGAGGGCCCUGAGUUUUGAACUCACGAUCGAUCGCUUACUAGGCGAACGCGCAACCAAUGUGGCUACGGAGACCCCCCGAAUGCGAUGGUUUGUUGGUGUGCGUUAUAUAGUCUGAUUUGUUUAUAUUUGCGACUACAUAUGUACAGUGUCGACGUCUGGUGGCGAUAUUAGUGCUUGGGAGGUAAAUUAUUCUCCUAUCAGAUCAGAAGGGCCAAGUGCAGUGUAAAAAUAUAAAAGUUUGAAUGAAAGUUUUCACUUCAUAUUGUUUGAUUACCUUAAACAUGUGGUUCUGACACUCACUUAACCAUUUGUCGAUGCAUUUUCUGUUUGUUCUACAAAUAAUUACUAUUAUAAUAUAAAAUCAUCAUUAGACACAGUUUUCGUUCAAUAUUAUUCUGCGAUAUCGGAAAAAAACCUCUUAUUUCAUCACAUAAAAUAAAUAUUCGACACGUUAAAGUAAAUUUUGACGUGGCACUACGUCUAACCGGAGUAUAUGGGGGGUAAAAUGGAAACCUCAACACAGAACAUACAGGAAAAAAUGAAAGAUUCCGAAUGCUUAUAACUCGAACAUUUCUUACUGGAUCGGAAAGAUGAAUGCAUCAAUUGAUAGGGAAUAUUUCUACGCUUCUGUCGCAAUGUAUAAAAUGUUAUUUUUCAUUAGAUAAACAAUUGAACAACUGUAUAAUGUUAAGCGUUAUCUAAACGCCCUAACUGCCUCAUUUUGAUUGGCCCGAUCUACGGUUUUCCUAACACAGCCAUCUAAACCAAGCAGCCUUGGGGAAAUCGGCAUUGUAAAUACAUGAAAGUAUGGGAACUUUUGUUCUUACCGAAAUGUGUUCCCUAACACAGACUUCAAAACCAAGCAGCGUUGGAGAGAUCGGCAUUGCAAAUACAGGAAAGUCAGGGGUAUUUUUGUUUCGACUGAAAUGUGUUUCCCUAACACAGACUUCUAAUCCAUGGAGCGUGGGGAAAUCUGCAUUGCAAAUACAUGAAAGUCGGGGGUAUUUUUGUUCCGACUGAAAUGUGUUUCCCAACACAGACUUUAGAACCAAGGUGUCUGAGGAAAUUGGCAUUGCAAAAUCGUGUAAGUCGGGGGCAUUUUGGUCCGACUGAAAUGUGUUUGCCUCUAACACAGACUUCGAAACCAAGAUGUCGGCUCAGCAAAUAAAUGCAAACUGCGAGUACUUUUGUACUCGCUUGCCUUUGUGCAAGUGCCUGAAGUUCAUCAAAUUAAGCAAAUUCGCGGUUCGAGAAAAACGUAUACUUGAGAGAUGAACUUCUGAAGGAAACGAGAUGAACUUCUGAAGGAAACGUAAAAUAAAAUAAUCGUUUGAUAAUUCUUUCGUUCACAUAUUUUGUCCUAGGCAUCAUACCAAACGUAAAAGGACUGUCAUUAAAUUUACUUGUAACGAAGAACAUAAUCUAUCACAAUGCAUGAAUUGACCUUUUAUGGAAUUAUACAAUAUUUUUACUCACAAAACAAAUAUAUUGAAUUCAAUUGAAUUGUUUCAUUCUAUCAAAAAUUUAAUCAAUACAAACGAAUGAUUGCUACGCUAAGGCAGUCCCACGUCAACCUUGCGGUUAUAUCAUAGAUAUAACCCACCCAUUUUUUCAUUCAUAAUUUUGAUUUUGAAAGCAGAUUUAUUCUACCUGAAUAUCCAUCAUUAUUUUCGCCUCCCAAUGAGAGCACACGUAGCUUAAUGCCGUCUAUAUACGAAUAUACUCUUCAAAAUCAAAAUUGGAUUACGAUUCCAAUAAUACAAAGGCAAAAGCAGCAGGUUUUCCAUUUUCAUAGUCUUUAUUUUUAGAUUUUCCAAAACAAUACUCGGAACUUGACAGUUCAGUAUAGUUGUAUUGGUGAACCCGAGUGCCAACCCGUGAAACAUCUCAGUGCGAGUGCGAAACUAACAGCUUUCGGGGCCAACCAGUGCGACACUGAGUGCGCAACUGAGUGAAUAAAACAGGAAGUGGGUUAUAUCUAUGAUAUAACCGCAAUGGUGACGUAGGACUAUCGUUGAUUUAGUGAUCAUUUGUUUGAAGUUGAAUCUGAAUCCAUUUUGUAUGAAUGAAUAAAUGAAUAUUUGGGGGACUUCGAAAACGAGAGCGUUACGUUGGAGGUACAAGGUUUUAUGCAUCUAAUAUUGGACACGAAAUAAUAAUCUUCAGAAGCUUUCCUGCUAAUUACACUUGAUUGAAAAAUCACAGAACUAAAUGUAUUUGGUCGCAGUGUUAUCUGGUUAGAAAACAUUAAAAUAAACUCUUUAGCUUGCAUGUUAUUUUCAAUGCCAAGGAGAACUGGCGGAUUAUUUUGCAGCAGCGAUAUUUUUCCGGGUUAUUCUCGAAGUCCACCACCAGUGGUUAAUGCUAACUCGAUAACUACCUCUUAAUUGCACUUGAUUGAAAAAUCACAAAACCAAUUGUAUUUGGUCGCAGUAUUAUAUGGAUAGAAAACGUUAAAAUAAACUCUUUCGCUUGAAUGUAAUUUGCAAUUCAAAGGGGAACUGGCAUAUUAUUUUGCAGCAACGAUCACUUCCUUCCAGAUUCUUCUAUGUGUAUUCUGUAUGUGUGUAUGGCGGUUGCUCCGAUGCCUCAAGCGGAACCAAUUUUCGAUGCUGGUAUUCUCUCGGUCGUCUUCUCUUUCUGAUGGAUCGGCUUUUCUGCGCUCCUUCACAGUCCCAAACAAACGCAUUUAGAUCAGGUCAGGCGAUAUAAUAAAUCCCUCGAUCCCUCGCCGUCCAGCUCAUCCAGCCCGUUCAGUUCGUUCAGUUCGGUCAGCUCGUUCAGUAACGAUGUUGUCUUGUCGAUGUCCUCACGAAAAAUGAAUGCGAUCACCACCAGAAUAUCGCUUAAGUAUGCUUUUUGUCCGUGAUUGAAUCGAAAGAAGGUGUGGUUUACGAUGGCAAUUUGGAAGGCAAACUAGAGACGAAUGAACUCUUAGUUUGAAACUUUCGGCGACUGAGCAAUAAUUGAUUGAAAAUUAUAUGAUUUUCGCGAUGCGAAACAUUUUCCAUUGCGCGCGCAAACUGUAUUCCAUACGAAAAUAUUCUACCGAUGGGGGAGAAUAAUCUUCAGAAGCUUUCCUGCUAAUUAAUUACACUUGAUUGAAAAAUCACAAAACCAAUUGAAUUCGAUCGCAGGAGUACUAAAUGGUGUGUCACAUCAAAUUGCAACACGGAAAAAACGCUGUAGAAAUUCGCCCAGUAGACCGAUCCUUUUGAAAAUUUUAGACAGUAAAAUAAAAACUAUUAAACAACUUUUGGCAUUUUCUUUUUAUUCAUACUUCGAGCCCAAGCCCGUAUGCUCGCACCUUCCUCUUUACCCCGUCCAUAACGUUCUGUACAACGUCAGGUUGUAGUUUUUUUUUGAACAGAAAUCCAUUUUCUCUUGAAGUCCGCCUCCGAUUUGACAACUUUUGGGUUCAUCCGGAGGGCCUGCUUCAUAAUCGCCCAAUAUUUCGCUAUUGGGCGAAGCUCCGGCGCGUUGGGCGGGUUCAUUUCC
Messenger RNA from Toxorhynchites rutilus septentrionalis, 7799 nucleotides. Its product is annotated as limbic system-associated membrane protein-like. Bases 1018 to 1914 code for a protein of 298 amino acids. Lineage: Eukaryota; Metazoa; Arthropoda; Insecta; Diptera; Culicidae. Gene Ontology annotation, biological process: synapse organization. The record is from RefSeq and is a predicted model, not a curated record. The transcript is spliced from 7 exons. Gene Ontology annotation, cellular component: neuron projection membrane.